Exophiala viscosa is the source of this 2289-nucleotide messenger RNA. Its product is annotated as adenosinetriphosphatase. Gene Ontology annotation, cellular component: nucleus. Bases 1 to 2289 code for a protein of 762 amino acids. Lineage: Eukaryota; Fungi; Ascomycota; Eurotiomycetes; Chaetothyriales; Herpotrichiellaceae. Gene Ontology annotation, molecular function: ATP binding; ATP hydrolysis activity; preribosome binding. The record is from RefSeq and is a predicted model, not a curated record. The transcript is spliced from 2 exons. Gene Ontology annotation, biological process: ribosome biogenesis.
AUGGCUCCAGGCGGCCGUCGACGUCAGACGCUGGGCCAAGGACUUGAUAGAGAGGUCUACCAAGUCGUCCGCAGAAUCUUUGACGAGCGGGCACAGUACGGCGACCCCGAUACCCGCCUCACCUUCGCCUCAGUGUACGACCAAAUUAAAGCCUCCAAUUCCAGCCUGAAUCGCAAGCCCAAAAAGCUGCUAGAAGACAGUAUUGAGAGGGUGUUGGAUACAAUUCAACAGGAUGCGAAAGACGAUUCAGACGAGUUUGUGAAUGUUGAUACACCUACUACUGAGGAACAGCGUCAGAAGAUCUCAAGCGGAUUGAACAAGAGUAUCGUCGGAGCCUGGGCAAGACCAACCAACGAUAGCUCUGACGGCCUCCAAUCUCCCAAACGUCAGGAAGCAGAUCGAUUGACCAUGGCAAUACCUACGGACUCCAUCGCCUCUGCGAACCACCGCUCUGCCAAUGGCGAACCCCCACAGAAACGUAGUCGCAGAGCCCGCGACACCACACAGACGACAAUAGACCAUUCUCCUCCCACCCAUGUGCGCUUCGCCGACCUCGGCGGUAUCGACGCUGUCAUCGAUCAAUAUGAAGACCUCAUCGUCCUCCCUAUGACACGACCUGAGAUCUACGUUACCAGCAAAAUCCAACCUCCCCGAGGCAUUCUCAUCCAUGGCCCUCCCGGCUGCGGCAAGACUAUGAUCGCCAACGCCUUCGCGGCAGAACUCCCAAACGUCAGUUUCAUCUCCAUAUCUGCGCCGAGCAUAGUUUCUGGCAUGUCCGGCGAAUCUGAAAAGGCACUGCGUGACCACUUCGACGAGGCCAAAAAGGUCGCACCAUGCCUCAUCUUCAUCGACGAGAUCGACGCAAUCACGCCCAAACGUGAGUCUGCUCAAAGAGAAAUGGAGAAGCGUAUUGUCGCCCAACUCCUCACCUGCAUGGACGACUUGGCCCUCGAAAAGACAGACGGCAAGCCAGUCAUCGUCCUCGCCGCCACAAAUCGCCCAGACAGCCUCGACGCCGCACUCCGUCGGGGUGGCCGCUUUGACAAGGAGAUCAACAUGACGGUUCCAGACGAGAAAGUCCGUGAAAAGAUCCUCCGAGCACUGACCCGCGAAACAAACCUCGCCGACGGUAUCGACUUUGCUCUCCUCGCCAAGCGUACUCCUGGCUUCGUAGGCGCAGACCUCAACGACCUCGUCGCUACGGCAGGUGCCACCGCCAUCAAGCGCGUUCUUAACAUGAUCAAAGCCACUGCCGAAUCCACAACCAUGAAUAUCGACACUCCCGAGGAAGAUCCGUCCAUCACCCCAAGGCUAGCCUCACUCCACCGUCUGAUCAAGUACACGACAACCAAUCCCCCGAGCAGCGACGAGGCUGAAAUCACCGUCACAUUCGACGACUUCAUGACGGCGCUGCCGCUCAUCCAACCAUCCGCGCUGCGCGAAGGCUUCGCAACGAUUCCCUCCACGACUUUUGCGUCUAUCGGCGCCCUAGAAAAACAUAUCAGCGAGCUCACCAUGACCGUCACCCAGCCCAUCCUCAAUCCAUCACUCUACUCGAAUCUAGGCAUCGCGCCAUCCUCUGGUACACUACUAUGGGGCCCACCAGGCUGUGGAAAGACAUUACUAGCCAAAGCGUGCGCGAACUCAAGCCACGCCAACUUCAUCAGCGUCAAAGGUCCGGAGUUACUAAACAAGUAUGUCGGCGAAUCCGAGCGUGCAGUGCGCCAGGUGUUCAACAGAGCCAGAUCCAGUGUUCCGGUUAUCAUUUUCUUCGACGAACUCGACGCCCUCGUGCCAAAACGUGAUGCCGCUGGGUCCGAGGCGAGCGCCCGUGUCACCAACACUCUCCUGACCGAACUUGAUGGGGUGGGCACCGGGCGAGAGGGCAUUUAUGUGAUCGCCGCGACCAAUCGGCCCGACAUGAUUGAUCCGGCUAUGUUGCGGCCCGGCCGUCUUGAGACCCUGUUGUACGUCGGUUUACCCGAUGCUGCGGGUCGCGUUGAUAUUCUGAGGACGCUCUGCAAGAAGUUGAAUAACUUUGCCUUUGACGACUCGGUUGCCGCCAUCGCAAGUGAGUGUGAGGGUUUCAGUGGUGCCGAUCUGGAGGCCUUGUUGAGACGGGCGGGCUUCGCUGCGAUAACGAGGUGUACAUCCCUCGGUUUGUCGGCUGGAGAGGUCACAAUGACAGCGGCGGACUUCGAGAGUGCAAAGAAGGAAGUCAGGCGGAGUGUCGGUGUGGAGGACGUCAAGCGAUAUGAGCGGAUGCAGGACAAGUUGGGCAUGAGUUGA